GUAAGGAAGAUGUUCUUGCAACUUCCUCAUUCUGUGUCUUUCACUCUGCAAGCAGCGCACAGAGAAAACACUUUUCUUCUUUUUCUUCUGCUGCUGGACAAACUUCUUCAUCCAUCCAUUUCUACCGCUUCUUCACUCCUGUGCUCCCAGGUGCCUAACAUGGACUCCCAGUCCCCUCAGCUGCUUCUGGUGGCGCCCAAUGACACACGGCGUCUGCUGGAGGUCUACGUCAAACGCAGCCUCAGCUUCGACGAUGGCUCUCUGGACACCAAGCCUUGCGAGCGCCAAGCCAAGUGGGUGACUUUAUCCAAAAGACACAGAAGACACUCCAGCGACCCUUUCCUCCACUCCACUGAGGGACUGAACGACCACGUGUUUUCCACUGAACCUUUGGACCGACCGGAGACACAGCCUGAUGACAAGCUGAGCAAGAAGUCCAGAAAGAACAAAAAACCUUCCUUGUGGAAGACCUUCAUUGGUCUGUUCUCCAGGAGGACUAUUGAGGAUAAAGACGAGGACGCCUUAGACAUUCCUGAGGCGUCUUCAGUGGAUGAAGACUUGACCAUCGCCACCGCCUGCCUGCCUGCUUCCCCUCCACUCCAAAGGAAGAAGUCCUCAAGGAGGAGAUCAAUAAAAAGAAGGUUCUCUAAGAGACGUCUGUCCUUGAUUCAAUUCAGCAGAGAGGAGCCCAACCCUGCGGACAUCACCGGAGUAGAAGCUGUUGUGAGCGUGGAACCCACCUACUCCUACUACGAGAAGGUGUCCGAAGAACUGGAAAAGAUUCUCAAUGAGGUCAAGGAGAAUGAGGAGGUGGUGACCUUGUCAGAUGAGGAAGUCAUUGACAGAAUCAUCGCCUUGACAAAGGAGCAGGGUGACGCUAUCGAUGUCAAGAUAAGAGACAACGAAGCCCUGAGGAAAUUCUUCCAAGGGAUGUCCUACUCCUCCUUCCAGAGGUUGGCCGACGCCUACCUGGAGAAGGAGGCCUCGCCCCGCCCCACCCCCACGUCCGUCCUGCCAACGGCGCCGGAGCUGGUCCAGCUGGCCUUCACCCUGGACUUCACCGCCCGCAUCGCAGGACUCUCUCGGCAGAACAUCGGACACAUCACCGGGCUCGGGGACCGCUACCUGCAGGACAGAUUUGAAUACAAACAGGCUUGUUCCGACCAUCCCUUCUAAUGGUAAGCACAUAUGCAAAUGAGGAAGACGUGGGACACAGCUGUGUGUUUCCUCGCCAUCGUCAUGGUGCACGCUGCGGACGUAAGGCGGGUCCACUUGGACCGGCUGGUGCUUGGCUUUGACAGUAGCUGGUUCUACUGUGGACUCUGAAUAUUUAGUCAGCCUGAUGUGAGGUUUAUCAGCAUGAAGUGACGUGUGCAAUAGGACCCUCCCAUUUCAAGGUUCGGCCAUGAUGAUGUUGUGUGAGCGCAGGCGUUCCUGCUGCAAAUAAAGUGUGCAGGCCAGCAGUGUUUGGUGUGUAUUUGCUCAAUAAGCCCAGAGAGGAAAUUGGAGAGACGUUGCCACACCUUAGUGAAUAAGCCCAGAGAGGAAAUUGGAGAGACGUUGCCACACCUUUGGAAAGGUAACACCUCUGGACGUGUAGAAACGACAGGUGGAGGAGUUUGAGUCAUGUCAAGAGAAGGUCCUCCCACAUAUCUGGAGAUGAUGCAACCCCUCGCCGCACCUCGUCCAGGUGCACGGCAUGGUGUAAUUAUGGGGUGGAAUGAGGCGGAAGCGUGCAGUGAUGCAU
Nerophis lumbriciformis (worm pipefish) is the source of this 1747-nucleotide messenger RNA. RefSeq lists its product as uncharacterized. The record is from RefSeq and is a predicted model, not a curated record. Lineage: Eukaryota; Metazoa; Chordata; Actinopteri; Syngnathiformes; Syngnathidae. Gene Ontology annotation, biological process: regulation of extrinsic apoptotic signaling pathway.